GCCGCCCCCGCGGGCAUGGCGGGCUGCACGGUGCGGGUGCAGGGCUUCCCCGCCGAGCUGCCUCCGGACAGGGCGGCCGACAAGCUGACCAUUCACUUCCUGCGAUCCCGCAACGGCGGCGGGGACAUUGCCGACAUCCGGGUGCUGCCCGGGUCCCCGCCCUGCGCCCUCAUCACCUUCGAGGCGCCAGAAGUGGCCCAGAGGAUCCUGAAGGUGAAAAACCACGUGCUGGCAAUCGGAAAGACACGGUACCCACUGGAGGUGACACUGCACGCCGCAGAGCUGAGCCCCGAUGAGAUCUUCAUACAUGUGUGCAUGACAAUUGACUAUGGCAAGCUUGGUAAAACCCUCCUGAAGGGCUUGCACAAAGACUACAGCAAUGUACAGUUCAGCUUCGACUCGCAGAAUAUGCACUGCAUAGUCCAGGGAUCAUUCACUGAGCUGCAGACCUUCAGCAGAGACCUGCUAGACAGCGUGAACCUCAGGAGCCAAGCCAUUGAUGAGAACCCCCUGCCAGCUUCCAGCAGUGGGGCCAAAAAGAUGGGAAUGCAUAAUCACCAGCAAGUGCCUGACUCCACUGAGUCAGCACAAGAGACAGCAAAGCUGCCAAAUUCAGACCAGCAGCAUGAAAUGGCAGCUAAAGUCCCAUCACCUCAGAGCCCAGUGGGUGGGGAAGCUGUGGAACUUAUGGGGAAGCUGGAGGACUUUUCCCUAGCAAUGGACUUGGACAUUUACUUGUACAUGCAGAGGUUCUGUGCUGCUGAGUACCAAGGUGUGCUGCACCGACAUCACGUGGAUGUGGUGGAUGUCAGUGGCGAUGGCAUUACUGUGUUGUACCUCCAGCCAUCUGGAGGGCUGACUGGGGACACAGAUGCCUUGAGACAGGCCCACGUGGCCCUGCAGCAGCUCUACCAGCAGCUGGAGGUGAGCCUGUGCAAGGAGAAAGUUGCUAAGGAAGAGCUGGGAAUGGACAGCCAGGCACUCAGUGCUCUGACUUGUGAGCUGAAGAAGCUGUAUCCCCAGUUGCUCUGCCAUGAGGAUGUGAAGCAGCUUUAUCUCGUUGGAAACCUUGUUGAUGUGUCCCAGGCCAAGCAGUUCCUUCAGGAUUCCAUCACCAGGAGAGGUGCAGCACACACAGGUGACACGCUGAGCAGCUCCCAGCCCUCUGGCACCACAGAGGCUGCACAAAACCUAGCCAAAGUGCCUGUGGACACUUCAGCCACAAGACUUAGCCCAAGCAGGCCAGAGCUGAAAGGUGAGUUCAAGCUAGCUGCCAACUUCAGCGCUUUGAAAGCUGACAGAUCUCAGGCUGGCCACGGCCUCUUGCUGAAUCAGGACUCUCCAUCGGUGGGAGAGGUGCAGCUUUCUGGGAAACAUUCAUCAGAGACAGAUGCUCCUGGUCUGAGUGCCUCAAGGCCACCGACCCAGCAGUAUCGGCCUCCCACUCCUGUGACAGAUAAAGUUCUGGGGUCAGCAGCAGAGCCUCAGCAGAACAACCCCACAGAAAGGGACCAUGCAGAAGGAGGCACCAGGCUCACAGGAAAAAAAGCGUCGUUGCCCCUUUUAGGCAAAGAAAACAGCACUUUUCAGCAUCCUGAGGACUCCAAAGGCUCGGGUCCCAUUGAGCCCCAUUUCCUUGUUGGCAUGUCCAGCACCUGUGAUGUGACAUGGACCUCUUUUGCUUUAGGCUCCAAGCCCUCUGCAGGCAGGUCUCUGCUGCGACGGUCCAACAGCUUCUCCCUACCAAGGUCAAGGGAAAGCAACAACUGCAGAGACAGCAGCAGCAGGGCCAGUGAGGAAAUGAGCCUGGACUCUCUGCAGUGGUUUUACCUGAAAGAUGUCUGCCAUGCCACUAUUGAUGAGCUGUGCAGGGCUGGAGGGGUGCAAAUCUCGGAGUGCCACGCUGGGGACUGCACAGUGCUGACUCUGCAGGCAGCAGACAGCACAAGGCUGUUACAGGCUAAAUGGAAGUUGGAACGUCUUGUGCAGAAAUGCCCUGACUUGGUGUGUCAGAGUGUGAGCUACUCAGAGCUCGCUGUCGAUGGUCCUGAUGACAGUGACCUGAGUGAACUGUGCAGCCUCUUGCGAGGAAAAUCCUUCCAGGUUGGACUCAACGUAGACGAGUACGGGCUCCAUCUUGCCUGCCCCAAGGAGGUUCUACCAGGAUUGACUGAGGCCUUCCACAUGUUUUGUUCCAGGAGGCUCUGUGCCAUGAAGUCUUCAUCCAUUUCUCCUGGACCAGAGAGUAUGGGGAUAUCAAGUGUCAUCCAGCCAAGCAGAAGCCCAGUGCUGGAUGCAGCCCAUCCUGGCAGCCUGAAUUCCCUACAGCAGCUGAGCAUCAGCAAUCAAGCAGACUCUACAAAUGUGCUCAGGGCUCCCUGGGUGCCAGAGGCUGAGGAAAAGAGGUCCCCCAGUUCUUGGAGGUUUCAGCAGGCCUGGGGACAGCAGGAGGCCAGGGGCCAUAUUGAUCCUGGGUUUAGGAGAGGAGGAAUCAACCUUCUGAGCCUUGGUGGAGGGGAUAAGCCAAAUCCUCCUGGCCUGAGGGAGCCCCAGGAACAGUGGAAGAUAAAACUGUAUUUGGGGGAGCCUGACACCAACCGGCUAAAACAAGUCUUGCCAGACAGAUUCCAGUUUGCAAGAGACAAGAACAGAGGAGGCCACAAUGAAGCAAUGAGACAGCAGCACUGUCCAGUCCCUGCAGCUGAUGGAGCUCCUCACUCUAUGCCCACCUGGCUAUCCAGGGCCACAGCUGCUGAGCCACCACCAGCUGUGGCCCAACAGGCACCUGCAGCAGAGCUCAUGGAUCAGGGAAGGGACCAGUUCCCAGGGGGCAGGAGAAAUGAGCAGGAGGAGCCUGACCUCCCAUCACAGCAGAGAAGAGACCCCAGCCCUGGACAGGAAAGCAGCAUGAUCCCUCUGGACCAGUGUGAUGCUUGCCAGGGCUCAGGUGUGACCUGCCAGGGCCCCUGUGGUCAUGCCUUGUCCAGGACAUGUUUUGCAGUAGACAAUACACAGCCAGAUUGCUGCAGAUCCCCCCCAGCUGCCCCAAGCAGCAAGAUCUUGGGGACAGUGAAGAUCUCCUCCCUGUCUCAGAGCCUGCCUGGAUACUAUCGGGACCCAACACUUCAGCUUGCUUACAGCAUCCCUGAUGGUGUGCAAGGGGUUGGGGACCCUCGCCCAGGACACCCUUACAAAGGGGGGAAUUUUUGUGCCUUUCUGCCUGAUAACAAGGAAGGGCUGAAGACAGCAAAGCUGCUGAAGAAAGCAUUUGAUCGUGGGCUGACAUUCCAGAUCAAGUCCUGCAAUGGAGAGGAAAGAGUAACAUGGGGCCUUAUCCCCCACAAAACCUCCUGGGAUGGAGGCAAAGCCAGGAAUGGCUACCCGGAUGCCCAGUACCUCCAUGAGGUCGGCAUAAUUCUGAAUAAACUGGGCCUUAUGUGAUUCUCCCACAGCCUGUGGCUUCCCUUUACCUUCUUUUCCUGCUGAGAAAACUGCAGCUUAACAGAGACAGCUCAGGAAAAAGCAUGUGUUUGUCAAAGGAGCGCCUGCAUUCCCCAGAUGUAGCCAGAAAUCUGCACAUUAGCAAAGAGCAGCAUCCCAUCCCUGCCCCAUGCAGGCCUCAGCACGGAUCAGGGCUUCCCAGAAACUCCAGCUCCUCUCAGAUGUGUGUCCUGCCACCCAGUCACAGAGCUGACUGCAGGCUGAGCCCCAUGUGGCUUUCAGUAGCAGACACAAACCUGGGCAGGAGUCUGCACCUAGUCCAGCCCCAGCUUCUGGAAGUCUCUUCCAGCUCCUGCCACUACAGGCAGGUUCCAGCUCAGCUGCUGCCAGAGCUGGGGCUGGAGAUGAAUUGUCUUUAGUGUCAGCUCUUCACGCUGCCAGCUCAGGCCCCAGCAGACAGCCCCAUGCUCCAGCCCCUCCCCAGCACCUGCUCUGAGGCCAGCAGGUGACCUGGUGCUCUCUUGAGGGGAACAUUAACAGCUUUCAGCACCCACAGCAGCUGCCUCCCAGGGACAGGCUCUAUGCUGACAAAUAAACAGGAUUAAUUCUCGUGUUUGGUAGUGGCUGUU
Pseudopodoces humilis (Tibetan ground-tit) is the source of this 4070-nucleotide messenger RNA. RefSeq lists its product as uncharacterized. The record is from RefSeq and is a predicted model, not a curated record. Gene Ontology annotation, biological process: Notch signaling pathway; protein ubiquitination. Lineage: Eukaryota; Metazoa; Chordata; Aves; Passeriformes; Paridae.